UCAAACGAGAAAGAGCGACACCGCAUACAAGAGACCAGCUGGAGACGAGGGGGAGAGAGGCCCAGGUACAGAGACCAUGUCAGACUACAAGAAGCAAGAGCGGCGGCGGAACAAAUCAUUCAAGCAGGAAAAAUCAAGGGCAGACAAGCAGGAACAGCUCCUGCGGGAUAUUCGAGAUUUGGGCGGCGAUGAGGCCGAUCUGGCGCUGGUUGCGGGUCUCGACAGUGAUGCAGACGAAGCUGCACCUGUAGAGAGGGCAGAGAAGAAGGCCAAGAAGCCCGAGGAUCUGCAUCUGCAAAGAGAUUUGGCGAAACUGGCCAAAGAGCUUGGAUUGAAUGGCAAUGUGGAUCAAGUCACUGUCGACGAUGAUGCUGCUUCAGACGAUAAUGACGAGGAAGAAGAGGCUGCGCCAGUCAAGGUCAAAGAAAAGCGCAAGGCAGAAGUCAUUGUGCAAGAAGCACCACGAACAGACGGCCUGCUCAUUGAGCCUACAGCCCUUUGGCACGCGAUACCCCUUGCUCCACUUACUCCACCAGCAGAGACGCCUGCCGACUUUCAAAUAUCGCGCCAAUUGGCCAAGGCACAGCAAUUGCUCACACAGGAAGCAGAACGGUAUGCCACCUCAGACCACGUCAAGUCUUCAGAUCGUCAAUUCUUGUCGACCAUCAUGCGCAGUGGUACAUUGACGGAUCGUAUCUCUGCCAUUACCCUUGUGAUUCAGGAGUCACCGCUUCAUGCAGUCAAAAGCAUGGAUACACUGCUUGCCAUGUGCAAAAAGAAGUCAAGGAAUGAAGCAGUCUCGAGUAUUGCGGCCGUCAAGGAUUUGUUGCAAGGCAGUGUCCUUCCAGACCGCAAGCUACGAUUCUUCAAAGACAUGCCCGUCACGAGCCCCGAAAUCACAGAUGCGCACCUCGUUCUAUUUGCCUUUGAAGACUAUCUCAAACGCUUCUACUUUGAACUCCUUGGCCUCAUGGAGCAACUCAGUCUUGACUCUUUGCCAUUCCCACGCAAUCACAUGGUUCGCUACUUUUACGAGUUACUCAAGGAUAAACCAGAGCAAGAGGCAAACUUGCUACGAUUGCUUGUCAACAAGCUCGGCGAUCGCGAUAAGAAGAUUGCCUCCAAGUGCUCUCACUUUCUGCUACAGCUUCAACAAGCGCAUCCUGCCAUGAAGGGCAUUAUUGUUGCUGCACUCGAGCAGGCCUUGUUCAAACCUGGCAUGCCACCCAUGGCACAAUACUACACCGUCAUCACCAUGAAUCAAACGAUCCUUUCACAAAAGGAAACGGCUGUUGCUAAUUCACUUGUGCAGCUCUACUUUCAAUGCUUUGCAAAACUCAUCCAGCACAAGGAAACAGCAAAGUCAGAUGAGCAAGAGGCAAAGAAGAAUCGCAAGCAGGUGAAGCGGGAGAAGGAGGCUGAACAGGCAGAUGUCCUACAAGAUGAACUCAACCAAAAAAUGAUUUCAGCCGUCUUGACUGGGGUGAAUCGAGCGUUCCCCUUUGCCGAUUUGCCAGAGAGUGUGUUUGAGGAGAAUCUCGAUAUCCUCUACCGCAUCACGCAUGCUAGCAACUUCAAUACCUCCAUCCAGGCAUUGAUAUUGCUGCUGCAAGUCUCCACCACGCCAACGGCAAAGCAGCAGAAUGUGGAUCGCUUCUACAGAACGUUGUAUGAGAGCAUUAGUGAUCCACGAUUAUUGACAUCCAGCAAGCAGGCACUCUACCUCAAUUUGCUGUUUAAAGCACUACGAGGCGCUGAUGCAGCGAAAUGCGCAGCAUUUGCCAAGAGACUUGUUCAGUCGUGUGUACUGCAUCAGCCACCAUUCAUCUGUGCCUUGUUUUACCUACUCGGCGAGCUAGAACGCAGUGUUCCUGGUCUACGGCAGUUGUAUGCAGAAGGCACAGAGGAAGCCGGGUAUGAUGGCCGUGGCCGUGAUCCUCGAUUCUGUCAAGCAGGUGGCAGUAAGCUGUGGGAACUCCUUCCAUUCCUGACACACUUCCAUCCAUCUGUGUGUCUCUUUGCACGCUGUCUCGUACAGCAAGACCCGAUGCCAUCCAAGCCAGACUUGACGCUGCAUACACUCACACACUUUUUGGACAGGUUCGUGUAUCGCAAUGCAAAGACAAAGGCGACGACCAAAGGUGGUAGUAUCAUGCAGCCCAUGGCAUCCGAUACACUACGUACGAUUUCCAGCCAGGCACGAUCUGCACAGACGCAAGAGCCCGUCAAUACGGAAGCCUUUUGGCGACAAUCGGUGAAGAAGGUGGCUGCGGAUGAGGUCUUCUUCCACAAGUACUUUAAUGACAAGGUCCGGCAACCGAAAGCAAAGCAUGCGGCGGAUGCAGAGGAGGAAGAGGAUGAGGUGUGGAGUGCACUUGUCAAGUCACGGCCGGAUGUGGAAGCACCGGAUGAGUCGGACGUGGAUUUGGAUGACUUUGAGGGCCUGUCUGAUCUCAGCGAGGAGGACGAAGAUGAAGAAGCAGAUGAAGAAGACGAUGAAGGAGAGGAAGAAGGAAGCGACAGUGCAUUCCUGGAAGACAUGGACGACCUGCUACCGUCUGACGAAGAAGCUUCCGAAGCCUCUGAAGAGGACAACAAGAAGCGCAAGGCGACAGACGAUGAGAAGUCGGAGAAGAAGAAGAAAAAGGUCAAGUUGCCGGCAUUUGCAAGUGCGGAAGAGUAUGCGCAUCUCCUGUAGUCAUAUACAUUUGUCAUAGCUCAUUGCUUCAUGGCUGUGUCUGUGGUUCCAUCCUGCUUGGCAAGCUCUUGCUUCAGCUGCUUGGAAAAGUCAUCCUGCACAUCAUCAUCGUCCCACGUAUCCUGCCAUACUUUGUCUACGCCGAGAUUCGCCUCUGCAUCGUCCCAAUCUGCGAUUAGCGCGUUUCUUUUUUCUAGUA
Molecule: messenger RNA, 2897 nt
Organism: Protomyces lactucae-debilis
Lineage: Eukaryota; Fungi; Ascomycota; Taphrinomycetes; Taphrinales; Protomycetaceae
Product: CBF/Mak21 family-domain-containing protein
Exons: 1
Coding region: 77-2698 (873 amino acids)
Cellular component (GO): nucleus
Source: RefSeq, a predicted model, not a curated record